AUGUUUGUGAAGGGAAAUCAAGUGAGUUACAAUGAAGCGGACUCAAUAUUGUUGGAGCCAUGGGGAGGCACUGGUGGAUCAGAAUGGAAUUACAUGCUGAAAAGUCCUAUUAAAGAAAUAUUGAUUGCUCAUGGAGAUGUUAUAGACUCCAUCAUGUUCAUAACCAUUACUGAACAAGGUACUACCAUCGACUCACCAAAGUUUGGUGGGGAUGGAGGUCGAAGAGACAAGGUUGUUAUUGAGGCAACUCCAUUGAAAUAUUUAAUAGGCAUCAAGAGGACAUUUGGACGUUUUUAUGGCCAUUCGGUUAUAAAAUCUCUAUGUUUUAUAACUAAUGCAAAGAAUUAUGGACCAUUUGGGUCUGAGGCUGUUGGAACCCCAUUUUUACUUGUGAUGAAAGAAGGUGUAGCUAUUGCGGGAAACUUGCUCCUCCCACUUCAGCAAAGGAAUAUAUGGUUGAAGUAUGAUGACACUUUCAAUGUUCUGGAUUUCAUAGAGAGCAUAAAGAAUGAAGAAAAUCAAAAAGUUGUUGACGUGGAUCUAACUGAAAAGCUGAAAUUGGAGCUGGACUUCCUCCUACUGAAUGAGAUAGGUAAAUACUGGACUUGCCAAAUUCAUGAUCUUGUGCAUGACUUUUGUUUGAUAAAAGCAAGAGAGGAAAAGUUGUUUGACUGGAUACGUUAUUCAAGUGCUCUAUCAUCUUUAUCGAGGUUAUCUCGAUUCCUCGAUUGGACUCCAUGA
This is a messenger RNA of Nicotiana tabacum (common tobacco), 741 nucleotides long. Lineage: Eukaryota; Viridiplantae; Streptophyta; Magnoliopsida; Solanales; Solanaceae. The record is from RefSeq and is a predicted model, not a curated record.